Messenger RNA from Klebsormidium nitens, 2384 nucleotides. NCBI's taxonomy places the organism in Eukaryota, Viridiplantae, Streptophyta, Klebsormidiophyceae, Klebsormidiales, Klebsormidiaceae. The record is from the annotation of a GenBank genome assembly.
CAAAUCAAUGAUAGUGUGAGCAGGGAAGACGCGCUGGUUUGAGGCACUUUCGCUUGCUCAAGAAAGUCCUUCCCUUGACUCGGACUGAGGGCCUUGAGGUGGCUCACAUGCAGCUGCAAUCUCGUUGGAUUAGUUUCUCAACACUCUCCUGCAAGCUGAUUGCAUCACGAUGAAAAAGUCAGGCGGCAAAGGCAAGUUCUAUGAUGAUGAUUACGAUGAUGGAUAUGAUGACGCAUACGCUGAUGAGGAGUAUGAGGAAGAGGACUGGAGUGCUUAUGGUGCACCUGGAGAGCAUGCCGGUGCAUCAAGCACUCCUGCGCCCCCAGCCGGAGCAUCCCAUGCCAACCUCCCACCGCCUUCCGCUGGCCAAUGGCGGUGCCCUCUCUGCACGUAUGACAACCUAGAGCAGCACCUCGCAUGCGACAUGUGUGGCACGCCUCGCCCUGCCGCAGAAAGUGCACAGGAAGGAGCGAGUUCUGCAAGCAAAGCGCCUCCACUUGAUCCUGCCCCCUUUGCAUUCGAUUCCCCCUCCCCGGACGACCAAGUGCUGGCCGCCCGCCGCCGCGGUACGGGCACUGCCAAGAAGCCUCCCGCUUCGCUGAACGGAAAACCGCCCCCCCUCCAAGCCGUGGAAACCAAACCGACCCCGAAGCCUUACGACCCGAUUCGGAACCGAAGGCAGAGCGCGCCCGCCGUAGAAUUGCAAGAGAGUGCCGCUGAAGGUAAAAAGGAAAAAAGAGGUGCUGAGCAAGGUGUCCGAAGGCUGAGUUUGGACGACCAGGUUUCGGACAGGGGCCAGGGGGAGCCGAGCAGCUCGGGCAGGGGGGAGACUUCCGGGGCAACUCUACCCCCCGGAAAGAGGAAGUGGCAGUCGCUGCCGCUGAGCGCAUACCGGCCGGACGAGGAGCUGCUGGCCGAGAUCCGCAGCCGGGGGGGCGAGAAAGACGUUUUGAAUCUGAUCAUCGUGGGCCACGUGGAUGCGGGGAAGUCGACGCUGAUGGGGCGAGUGUUGCAUGCGCUGGGCCAGGUGUCGCAAAAGGAGAUGCACAAGAACGAGAAGCAGAGCAAGGAGCAGGGCAAGGGGUCGUUCGCCUAUGCAUGGGUACUCGACGAGGGCGCUGAGGAGCGCGCCCGGGGGGUCACCAUGACUGUGGCCGUGGCCCACUUCGAGACCCCCCAGAAGCGGAUCAUCCUCCUCGACGCCCCGGGACACAAGGAUUUUGUCCCGAACAUGAUUUCGGGGGCUUCUCAAGCAGACGCUACGAUACUAGUGGUCGACGCCACUCCAGGGGGGUUCGAGGCGGGUAUGGAGGGGCAGGGGGGGCAGGGGGGGCAGACGAAAGAACACGCGCAGCUGGCACGGAGUCUCGGGGUUGAGCAACUCAUCGUGGCGGUCAAUAAGAUGGAUGCAAUUGAGUACGACCAGGAGAGAUUCACCGAGAUCCAGGCGGGGUUAGUGCCCUUUUUGCGGCAGUGCGGGUUUAAGGACUCGGCGGUGCGCUGGCUGCCCGUGAGCGGGUUAGCGGGGGAAAACUUAACCGAACCCCCAGAAGCAAAAGAGCUCGCGGCGUGGUACCGGGGGCCACAUCUCUUGGCGGCCGUGGAUUCGUUCCAGGCCCCAGUGCGGUUAGUGGCUAAACCGCUGCGGUUAGUCGUUGCGGAGGUGUUCAAAACCCGGACGCUUGGGAGCGCGGCGAUCGGGGGGAAGCUGGAGGGGGGCGUGCUGAAGCAGGGGUCUAAAGUUUUGGUUAUGCCAGCAGGGGAGGUCGCAACUGUGAAGGGAGUGGAGCGGAACGGGGAGGCGGUGACGGGAGCCGCUGCGGGAGAUAGUGUGGACGUGGGUCUGUCCGGAAUAGAGCCGAACGUACUUUUUGCCGGUUCCGUUCUCUGUCACCCGGAUUAUCCGGUUCCAACAGCGACGAAAGUAGAGGUGCGGCUCUUGACACUGAACAUCGUCAUGCCCCUGCUCCGAGGAGCGUCCCUGGUCUUGCACGCUCACAGCGCCAAGCAACCGGUCAGGAUCUCGGAGCUGGUGUCACUGCUGGACCCCAAGUCGGGGCAGGUCGCCAAGGCGAAGCCCCGAGUCGUUACUAAGAAUCAGAGCGCCGUUGUAGAGCUGGUCGCGGAAAGGUCGAUUUGUCUAGAAGCGUACACUGACUACAGGGCGCUUGGUCGCAUCGCCCUGAGAGACAGCGGAAAGACGGUCGCUGUCGGCAUUGUGACGAAGAUUUUGGAGACAUAGACUUGAUCGUUUGCUUCGCACGAGCAUGUUGACUUUCCCUUCUAAGCAGCCCGGGCCUUCAAAGAUCGGAUCCGCGAAUUGCAGUUACUAAUGGCACCCAUGACUGGGAGCUAAGUCAUCACACCCUGAUGAAGCAAGCUGU